GGUAGCCGAGUGGGUGGCGACGGGCCGGCGCCGGUCCCGGACGGCUCGCCCCAGCCUCGCCCCUCGCCGCAGAGGUCGCCCCGGGAAACCUCGCAUUUCCCGGGCGCUCCCCGGGGGCCGAGCACUGUCCUGAGCGCUCGGAAAGUUGAACCGAGCAACGGCAGAGGGACGGUCCCGGCGGGUGUCUGCCUCCGCCCCCCUCCCCUCCCGCCCCCGAGCCCCCGGGUCCUCCGGGCCGGUCCCGUCCAGGCCGGGCCCGCGCCCCCCGGCCCCGGGGGCCAUGGAUUCGGACGGCAGCCUGGGGUCCAGCCGCCCCUCGUCCCCGGAGCCCGACGGGCCCUUCCCGUCGGCGAGGACCAAGGGGGUGGGCGGCGCCGUGUCCUCCUCCACCCCCAGCGAGUGCCCGUCGGAGCAGCUGGGCCCCGCCAUGGGCGCGGCGGGCCUGCUGCGCCCGGCCGACAAGCUCGGGGGCGGCGGCAAGUCCUCGUCGUCGUCGUCGUCGUCCACCUCGUCGUCCACCUCGUCGUCCACCUCGUCGUCCACCUCGGCGGCGGCGGCGGCCAAGAAGGACAAGAAGCAGAUGUCGGAGCCGGAGCUGCAGCAGCUGCGGCUGAAGAUCAACAGCCGCGAGCGCAAGCGGAUGCACGACCUCAACAUCGCCAUGGACGGGCUGCGGGAGGUCAUGCCCUACGCCCACGGGCCCUCCGUCCGCAAGCUCUCCAAGAUCGCCACCCUCCUCCUGGCCCGCAACUACAUCCUCAUGCUCACCAACUCCCUGGAGGAGAUGAAGCGGCUGGUCAGCGAGAUCUACGGCCACGGCCACCACCACCAUCACCAUCACCCGCAGCCCCCGCCGCCCCCGCCCCCGCCCCCGCCGCCCCCGCCGGCCCCGCCGGCCCCGCACCAUCACCACCACCACCACCACGCCGCCUUCCACCCGGCGGCCGGCCCGCCCGGAGCCCCGCACCCGCCGCACGGCCCGCACCCGGCCGCCCUGGCCGCCGCCGCCGCCGCCGCCGCCGCCGCCGUGUCCGGAGCGGCGCUGCCCGGGCCCGGGGCCCUGACCCUCCGGCCGGCCCCGCACGGGCUGCUCAAGGGGCCGGCCGGGGCGGGGGCCGGCGGGGCCGGGGCGGGGGCGGGCGGGGCCGGGACGGGGGCCGGAGGGGCCGGGGCCGGGGCCGGGGCGGGGGCCGGGGCCGGGGCGGGGGGCUUCCCGCACUGGGGCGGGCUGCCCUGCCCCUGCAGCCUGUGCCAGGGCCCCCCGGCGCAUCACCACGUCGCCGGCCUCACCCGCCUCGCCUCCGACGCCAAGUGAGCCGGGGGGCCGGG
This is a messenger RNA of Ornithorhynchus anatinus (platypus), 1329 nucleotides long. It is a transcript of the gene OLIG2, whose product is annotated as oligodendrocyte transcription factor 2. The coding region runs from base 281 to 1315 and encodes 344 amino acids. Lineage: Eukaryota; Metazoa; Chordata; Mammalia; Monotremata; Ornithorhynchidae. Gene Ontology annotation, molecular function: DNA-binding transcription factor activity; protein dimerization activity. The record is from RefSeq and is a predicted model, not a curated record. The transcript has 2 exons. Gene Ontology annotation, biological process: myelination; regulation of DNA-templated transcription; oligodendrocyte cell fate specification.